Molecule: messenger RNA, 2355 nt
Organism: Phyllopteryx taeniolatus (common seadragon)
Lineage: Eukaryota; Metazoa; Chordata; Actinopteri; Syngnathiformes; Syngnathidae
Gene: exd1
Product: exonuclease 3'-5' domain containing 1
Exons: 10
Coding region: 298-1857 (519 amino acids)
Biological process (GO): nucleobase-containing compound metabolic process
Molecular function (GO): 3'-5' exonuclease activity; nucleic acid binding
Source: RefSeq, a predicted model, not a curated record
CUUUGCGAAAGACAGCCAUCAUUACAUCAACGUGAAAUGUGCCCUAUCGUACUCCGAUUUCCUGUAAAACCACAUGUGUAGUAUUUGGUGUAAUAUUUAUAUCGGGAACAGUACAGUAGGGCAUAAAUCUCUUUUGCCACUCCACUUUACAAACGCGCGAGUUGUUCUUGAACGCAACAUCAAGUUAAAGCUAGCUUAAAAAAUUCUUCAUUUACAAAUUGUGAAUCUACGUACGAGAGUUAACUUAUUAAUGCGUGUAUUUAAAUUAAGGAUACUCGAGUGGUACACAAUAACAAGAUGCCGGACGACGACACCCUAUUCAUGAAUAUAUUCCAAGGGAAACGCGUUAAACUUACCCUCAAGACGUCGUCUUACCUCGGCGUUGUGCAUCGUAUUAACUCCAACAAAACUUUGAUCCUCACAAACGUCAUACGUGGCUGUAGUGGAUGUGAAAUAACCGGAUCGAGAUUAUUCUAUGGUCACGAGAUUCUGAAUGUGGAGUUUACCAAUGAAGAGAACAUAGAGUAUGGAACUAUUACUGAAUGCCUUGAAGACCAGUUGAAGGUGGAAAACUUCCAGCCAUACAGAAAGACUCUUUACCCCACUGAUGACGAAGGUGAACAAUACAUACACUUUGAAGUCAUUGAUGGGUUUCAUGAGAAAUUUGGACCUGCUGUGAUGACUAUCAAGAAGCAGCAUGUGGUUGGUGUUGGGGCUGAUGGGGUGGAGAUGUACAAGAAUGGCCGACUGUGUUGGCUUCAGAUCGCUACAAAAAACAAGGUUUAUCUCUUUGACAUCCUAUCACUUGGAGCGAGGGCCUUUAAAAACGGUCUCACCAUGAUUCUUGAGAACAAGUGCAUACUGAAGGUCAUCCAUGACUGUAGAGCUAUUGGCGGAUGUCUGAUGGCACAAUUCGGAGUAAAGCUGACUAAUGUCUUUGACACUCAGGUACAAGAGGUACAACUAAUGGAAAUGUGUACAUCCUUAUGGUAUUGGUCCUUGAACCAACCUUUAUUUCUCUCUUACCUUUUUUUGGCCAAGGUGGCAGAUGUUUUGUGCUUCCACUCUGAGACAGGAGGAUUCCUUCCUGACAGAGUGAGCACUCUUCAGGAGGUGGUGAGUCUCCACCUGAAGGUGCCCUCCUCCCAGCUCUUGACUCUGAAGACCAAGUCCCAGCUCACCAAGGAGGAGACUGAGAUGUGGUACAAGCGUCCAUGUCCCUUACCCCUGCUGAAGGUGAUGGCGCUGUCAGUGAUCCACUUGCAACCUGUCAGACUGAUGCUGCUGGAUUCUCUCCUGACCGACUACAUGGCCCUAGUGGACGCCUACCUCUCGAACAGCCAGUACCCGCUUGAUUAUUUGGAGAGCAUCAAUCUGGAGAGUGUUAUUGAGUUACCCUCUGAGUUCCGGCUGCUGGAGCAGAUGCGUCGUGAGCGUCAGGAGCGUGCCACCAAACUUUACCCCAUCACAGAGAAAGGUCUGCUGUCUCGCGCCAGUCCUGGAGCGGCGUCCCCACCCCAGACCUCACCUCUGGCAGAGGGACACAAAUGCACACAGUCAAUCAUGGAACCAUCACCGCCAGCACCAACAGAACCAGAUCAGAACCAGCUCCCCCUAACUGUGAAUGUGGCCCCUCCGGAUCCAGUCCCAAACACCUUGUCAGAGUCGGUGAGUGAAAUGACUUUCAGCGGUGUAGGCAGAGGGUGCGCAGCCCUAAUGAUGGGAGUGAUUGGUCGGGGGAGGCAUUUUGUGACCAGCCUCCCCCCUCCCCACUUUCAGCAGAGAACCCUUGAUUCAGAUACUACUAGCACAGAUCCCAAGAGGGAGAAGUGGGAGCACGGUAGUCUCUGGGAAUGAUGCAGCUCCUUUCCUGCUCAGAUAUCAAGAAACCAUACUUCAUGAGGCUCAAACCAAACGGAGCUUCCCAGUCAGGAUGUCACAUGGAUGUUUGUUGAGCCAUAGUUUGACCACUAGAUGGCAGUAAACGUGUUUUGUUCAACAUCUGUAAAGCAUCGCUUUUUUGCGGCGUGUGCUUUUGUAUUUGUUAAUUAGCAUGAUGCCAGUUUUGAGUUCUGUAUUAAAGUUAAAAUGCAAUUUUUAGAUGUGUGGGAAGAGAGAUUAUUACGACACAAAUAUACUACACAUGACUACCCACAACAUUAUAACCACUUGGCUCAAUGUAAUUAGAUCCAUUACAAGAGCUGUUGGAAAUAUUUUUCCUCUACAGUGAUGAUGCUUGUAGGUAUUUGUAUAUCAGUGUUUAUUACUGUGGUAUAUUGAUGUGUUGUAUCAUAAUGAGAACUCCAGAAUAUUUUUGAAAUCCUUUGAAUAUUGAAAAUAAAAUAUUAGACAGCU